Molecule: messenger RNA, 2208 nt
Organism: Cyphellophora attinorum
Lineage: Eukaryota; Fungi; Ascomycota; Eurotiomycetes; Chaetothyriales; Cyphellophoraceae
Product: Solute carrier family 28 member 3
Exons: 3
Coding region: 1-2208 (735 amino acids)
Biological process (GO): nucleoside transmembrane transport
Cellular component (GO): membrane
Molecular function (GO): nucleoside transmembrane transporter activity; symporter activity
Source: RefSeq, a predicted model, not a curated record
AUGUCGCCUUUGGUAGUGACGCUCUUUCUUGGUGCUCCCGUUGUAUUACUUGCUCUGGCCUUCCUGCGGAGCACAGUACUAUCAAAGUACCUCGACAACCCUCACGAGAAGAGACAAGCCUGUCGAGGCUGGCAAGGACACAGCCAUCGUGCCAGAUACCACCACAACCACCACGCCAGAAACAAAGGCGCCGGCGCUGCAUACGACGCCGCAACAGGCACCGCUACAGCCCAUGAGGGCGAGCGACACCACAAGGGCCACGACCUGCCCGCCCACGGUCACAACCCAUCGACCCAGACUGGCGUGAAGCCCAACGAGGAUCUCGCGCUGCAUUUCUCCCACGAGCACCAGCACGACCACAUGCACCACGGCCAAAGCUCGCUCGCCGGCCGUCACGACGACAUUCUCUAUGCCCGCGGCACAACGGCCGACCAGCACAUUUCCCAUCAAGACCACAGUCACACGGUCUCCCACCACCAAAAACACGCCGCCGUCGAUACCAAAGACGCCGCGUACUCGGAGACCGACGCCGAGAAGGGCGAGCUGGGCACCUCCCCUACCAAAGUCUCGACCAACGAGACCGAAGACGGACGCCGCCACCGCUUCAGCCGCUUCUACCGCAAAUACAAGAUCUUCUUCCAUCUCUUCAUCUGGCUUUUCUUCACCGCCUGGUGGAUCGCUGGUCUGGUCCUGCACCGCGACGACCUCGGCUGGCUGAUUCCCUUCCUCUUGUACCUCGCCAUCACGCUCCGCAUCAUCACCCUCUGGGUCCCCAUCACCUACGUCACACGCCCUAUGCACUGGACCUGGAACCAGACCGGCGUGCGCGUCUACAACCUGAUCCCAGAGAAGUUCCGUCUUUGGGCUGCCGCCCUCGUCACCAUCGCCGUCUUCCUCGUCGGCAGCAUGGUUUCCGAGGAAUCCGCCAACAACACCCGCGGCAACCGCGCCAUCUCACUCGUCGGCCUGGGUCUGCUGAUCGCCGUUCUCUACGCGACCUCCCGCAACCGCAGCAAGAUCCGAUGGCACACCGUCAUCGGCGGCAUGCUGACUCAAUUCAUCAUCUCGGUCUUCGUGCUCCGCACUGACGCAGGUUACGACAUCUUCAACUUCAUCUCGUACCUCGCGCGCCAGUUGUUGGGCUUCGCUCAGCAAGGCACCUCCUUCCUCACCACAGAGGAUGUCGCUUCCCUGCCGUGGUUCCUGAUCGGUGUCAUCCCACCCAUCAUCUUCUUCGUGGCCCUCGUCCAACUGCUCUACUACUCUGGCAUCCUGCAAUGGUUCAUUGGAAAAUUCGCCGUCUUCUUCUUCUGGUCUCUGCGCGUCUCUGGCGCCGAGGCUGUCGUUGCGGCCGCUACCCCGUUUAUAGGACAGGGCGAGUCUGCUAUGUUGAUCCGGCCGUUUGUGCCGCAUUUGACUAUGGCGGAGAUCCACCAGGUUAUGACUUCGGGGUUUGCUACCAUUGCGGGCUCUGUGUUGGUGGCUUAUAUCGGGCUGGGCCUGAAUCCUCAGGCUCUGGUAUCCAGCUGCAUCAUGUCCAUCCCGGCCUCCCUCGCUGUCAGCAAGAUGCGCUACCCCGAGACUGAAGAGACUAUCACCUCUGGCCGCGUGGUUGUGCCGGAUGAUGAUGAGCAUAAGUCGACUAACGCGCUGCACGCUUUCGCCAAUGGCGCGUGGUUGGGUAUCAAGAUUGCCGGCAUGAUCGUCGCUACUCUGCUCUGCAUUAUCGCCUUCAUCGGUCUGAUCAAUGGAUUGUUGGGCUGGUGGGGUCGGUAUCUGAACAUCACGGAUGACGGCAAGCCGUAUCUGACGCUGCAGUUGCUGUUGGGGUAUAUCAUGUACCCCGUGGCGUUCUUCUUGGGUGUGCCGAGAGGCGAGCUGCUGGAGGUGGCAGAACUCAUUGGCGUGAAGAUCAUCGCCAACGAAUUCGUUGCGUACAACUCGCUUGUCAACGAGCCGAGAUACAGUGGUUUGAGCCCGCGGAGUCAGUUGAUUGCUACUUAUGCGCUUUGCGGAUUCGGCAACUUCGGCUCCCUAGGCACGCAAAUCGGUGUCUUGUCCCAGAUCGCGCCCUCGCGUGCGGGUGAUGUCUCGACGGUGGCGCUGUCGGCGCUGUUCAGCGGUGUUAUCUCCACGUUGACCAGUGCUAGUGUGGCGGGCAUGUUGAUUACUAGUGAGCGGAUUGAGACUACGACUGGUAGUUCUUAG